Molecule: messenger RNA, 1235 nt
Organism: Chara braunii
Lineage: Eukaryota; Viridiplantae; Streptophyta; Charophyceae; Charales; Characeae
Source: the annotation of a GenBank genome assembly
UGUCCCCGUGUGCAUGCCGCCAGUCUCCGCGUCGCCGGUCGGCCCGCCGGUGUGCACCUCCACUCCACGCGGCAGCCGCUCCGUGCUGCCAGGUGGCCAGAUGGAUUCCGCAAGAGAGCGCGCAUCAGGUGAGCGGAGAGCUGACUCGAACGCUGGCCAUGGCGGAAAUUUGAAGCCGACACCCCCUCGUGUUGUGUCGCUCUUGCCUUCCAUGACAGAUAUCGUGCACUGCAUCGGCGCAAGCAGUGCCCUCGUCGGAAGGAGCCACGAGUGUGAUGCUGAAGGCGUUGAAGCAGUUGCUGUUUGCACAGAAGCCAAGUAUGGACUUAGCGAGGGCUUGAGCAGGAGUGAAGUCCACGAUGUUGCAUCCUCGUCUGCGGCAGGGUUAUGGGAGGCCUCUUUUGGGCUUACGUGGCAGCCACGGGUUGUGGUAGAAUGGGCAUUAUGCCCCUUCCGAGUAGAUCCUCUUCGCUUGCAGGCGCUCCAACCUGAUGUGGUUCUGACUGAGGUGCAGACAGUCGGUGGUGCAUUGACUGUGGACGAUGUUGAGAGGUGCCUGGCAGAGUGGAUGGGCAGACAUGUGAGGAUCAUCCAUGCCGAACCACAGACUCUGGAAGAGGUAUGGCAAGCCGUUGGCUCUGUGGCCGACGCCAUCGGAUUCACAGAGGAGGGGAAGACAGUUCUCGCCCGGCUGAGGAAUAGAAUAAUGACAGUGCAAACGGCGAUGAUGGGACGACGAAAGAAGAGGGCGUUGUGUUUACAGUGGAUGGACCCACUGUUUGCUGCUGGUGCGUGGACACCUGAACUCAUCGCAUUGGCUGGUGGUGUGGACGUGGCGUGCAAAGCUGGGGGCAAGGCUCAACAGCUCUCUCCGCAGCAAUUGGCCAAAGUGGAGACGGAUGUUAUCCUAGUUGCCAUCUGCGGUCUCAACAUCCAGCAGGCAGAAAGGGAACUUCAAGCUGCUGAAGCAUUUGAAAACGGUGUACUUGCAUCGUUGCAGAAAGGCAAGGAGAAAGUGGUUGCAGUCGUGGAUGCAGUCAAGCUGUUCUCGAGGGCAGGACCGAGUUUGGUAGAGUCAUUGGAGGUGCUGGCAGAAAUAUUCCACCCGGAGAGCCAACCCUUUGGCCAUGAGGGCAGGCUUUGGCAAGGCUGGGGAGUGGCGGCGGAAAGCUAGACGCGUAGCCGAGAUUUUUUCCAAAAGAGGAACGUAGGGACCGGUUCUCAGCAUGUUCUGU